GGAAAUUUCCACUAUCUACUGUUAAAUGCUGAGGAUAUCCCUUCCGAAAUAGUAAUUCUUCGUUGCCCUCGUCUAGUUACGUGAUUCACAUUGUAAUAUUAAGGCAUUUACAAUAGAACACAUACAAUACAGUUGAUGAUAAACUACACAAGAUUGACAAACAAUGUGCAGAAAAAGGGAAACUGUGCAAAGACAAAGAAAACUACAAAUAAAUAAAACCACACAGAAAGUAGCAUCUUUAGCACCUGUGUAUACGGGAGGCGGUGUUGGAGAGUGGCUGGAAUUUUUCCCCUAGGCAUAUACCAGCCUGUCACAACAGUGUCUAGGAGAUCUCUGCAGACAUUGAAACGAUACAUCAAAACCUAAAAUAUUGCUGGUUUCUCUCUCUUUACUGGCUUUGUUUUGACUGAAGAUAUGGAUCGCAUGGAACUAGACAGAGUAGGAAAUGAGGCUGAUGAUGAGACCAACAGUGAUGACAGUAUCGAUGAUGGCUAUACCAAAUUACCAGAUCUAGAGAAAGCUACAAUUAGCAGUCAAUUUGUUGAUGAAGAUGAUGCUGAAAGUCAAAGGUUUUUAACGAGUGGAUUUUUAAGGAAAAGAAAAUAUGAAGAAUAUCAGGAAGAAUAUCAUCCUGGGAUGAUAUCAUUUGGUAUGUCAGCAUUUAAUCUCAGCAAUGCUAUUAUGGGCAGUGGCAUCCUCGGCUUAUCCUACGCUAUGGCCAACACUGGAAUCUUACUGUUUGUGAUCCUGUUACUUACAAUGGCAAUAUUGUCCUUGUAUUCAGUCCAUCUCUUACUAAAAACUGCAAAAGAAGGAGGCUCUUUAAUUUACGAGAAAUUAGGAGAGCGAGCAUUUGGGUGGCCUGGGAAAAUUGCAGCUUUCAGCUCUAUUACAUUGCAAAAUAUCGGAGCUAUGUCAAGUUAUUUGUUCAUUGUGAAAUAUGAACUGCCAGAAGUUAUUCGGGCAUUUAUGGGAAUUGAAGAAUUCAGUGGACAAUGGUAUACAAAUGGCAAUUACCUUGUUGUGAUUGUGUCGCUGUGCGUCAUCCUGCCUCUGACGUUUUUAAAAAAUUUAGGUUAUCUUGGAUACACAAGUGGAUUUUCUCUUUCAUGUAUGCUGUUCUUUGUUGGUGUUGUGAUAUACAAGAAAUCUCAGAUUCCCUGCCCAUUGCCUGCAUUUGGUUACUCUUCAGAAAAUCAGACCUCACUAGCAAAUGCUACAGGACAUGUUUUAACAGUGCAUCCAGUUGUUUUCAACAAAUCCACUGAUCAUGACGCAAACCUCGUGAUUGACUUUAUCAACGGACACACAGUGACACAGAGCAAAGGUGAUUCUUCCAUCAUCCACACUAAUGGUUUCAGUUAUGCUGCUCGUGAUGGAGAUGACAUGUGCAAACCCAAGUAUUUUGUAUUCAAUUCACAGACAGCCUACACCAUUCCCAUUUUGGCCUUUGCCUUUGUGUGCCACCCUGAAGUACUCCCAAUCUACAGUGAACUUAAAAACCGAUCACAAAGGAAAAUGCAACAUGUCUCCAAUGUGUCGAUUACUGCAAUGCUUAUCAUGUACCUUUUAGCUGCUACGUUUGGCUACCUGACCUUUUUGGGACAAGUUGAAACAGAAUUGCUUCAUACUUACACUAAAGUUUACCAAUUUGACAUCGUGAUUCUGUCUGUUCGCUUGGCUGUGCUGGUAGCUGUCACACUGACGGUUCCCAUUGUCAUUUUCCCGAUCCGAGCAUCAGUCCAGGAACUAUUAUUUCCAAGGAGGUCUUUCAACUGGAUACGACAUAUUGGAAUUGCAGCAAUCCUUUUGGUUUUAAACAACCUUUUAGUGAUAUUUGUUCCAAACAUUAGAGAUAUUUUUGGCUUCAUCGGAUCAUCUGCAGCUACAAUGCUCAUUUUCAUUCUCCCCUCAGCAUUUUAUAUCAGACUGGUAAAGAAAGAGUCAAUGAGAUCUGUGCAAAAGAUAGGGGCUACUAUUUUUCUCGUAAUUGGCAUUAUUUUUAUGAUUGGAAGCUUGACCCUUAUUGUCAUCGAUUGGAUUCACAAUCCCCCAGGAUCAGGUGGCCAUUAAUUUGCAAAUUGGUGUUGCAUCCUCAGUAUAAGCCUGGAUAUAGAGACAGUGCAAGUGAAUGCCAUUCUUUUCCUUCAGACAGCAAAAUUCCAGAGACUUGAGCGUACCCUCAACGUGAAGGCUAUAUAAAGGCUUGUGUUUGCUCUGCUUAAUUUUAAAUUAAUUUAAUAAAAGGAGGAUUGCCCUUACAAGGGAAUUUUGUAAACUUUGCUUAAAUUAAUUUUAGAUUGCAGAGGGG
Hypanus sabinus (Atlantic stingray) is the source of this 2311-nucleotide messenger RNA. It is a transcript of the gene slc38a4, whose product is annotated as solute carrier family 38 member 4. Gene Ontology annotation, molecular function: amino acid transmembrane transporter activity. Lineage: Eukaryota; Metazoa; Chordata; Chondrichthyes; Myliobatiformes; Dasyatidae. Gene Ontology annotation, biological process: amino acid transmembrane transport. Bases 415 to 2073 code for a protein of 552 amino acids. The record is from RefSeq and is a predicted model, not a curated record. The transcript is spliced from 18 exons.